AUGUCGAUUGGAAAUCGCCGGCCGUCCAUUAACGAGUUCACUCCAGCAAUGACGACGGCGGAGGUCCUCACGGUUCCCGAGACCAUCUUGAAGGCGUCCGGUAGGCCGGAGGCUGACGGCGAGCGUCUCCGGCGACCAUUAAUUUUGCUACGGACGGCAGAAGCGGUUCUACUAGUUCCGGUCUUCUCUGUGGCCGACGGCGGUCUCGUGGUGGCAGACGACGAAUUUGAUGCCGCCCACAUUCGAUGUCCGGUCAUCCCCCGCUCGCGAGUAGAACUCGAUUCCGCCUACAACCGAGUCAAGGUGAAUGUCAAGACCCCGCCUCCGCCGCUGAACAAGCAAUCAUCGAUUCCAGAUCUGAUCGCUGCGAACUGUUCCGCCGUCGGUGCAAGAGCCACAACCGAUGAUGGGCUCGGCGAACUUUUAGACGAAGCCCGAGGCGACAGCGCUCCACCCCCGCUCUUUCAAACGGCGGUCGACGAAGAGCUUACAAACGCGAUCAUCACGCUCGACGAGCAUCUCGGCGGCCUGCAAGUGUUGAACCAUCCAAAAAUGAACACUGAUACAUUGAGCUGGUGGUACAAAAGGUCCAUUGGUGACAUAGAACAGAAAAAAGCGGAAACGGACGUGCAGAGCUACCAGAGCGUGGCACUGAUUGUGGGUGUGACAGGCAUCGCUGGCAGUGGCCUGGCCGAGACCCUAUCCUACGUCGACACCCCUGGCGGCCCCUGGAAGGUCUAUGGAGUCGGGCGCCGGGCAUGCCCCGACUGGCUCACCACCCUCAACGUGGUCUACGUCCAGUGUGACAUCACCAAUACAGACGAGACUCGCUCCAAGCUAUCCCCUCUCACCGACAUCACCCAUGUCUUCUAUGUCUCGUGGACGGGCUCCGAGGACUGCCAGCUGAACGCCUUAAUGUUCCGGAACAUUCUCGACUCGGUUGUCCCCAACGCCCCAAACCUCAAGCACCUCGCCCUCCAGACGGGGAUCAAGUACUACUGGGGCAACAUGGCCGAGAUGGACAGCACGAACGAGCCCCACGACUGCCCCUAUUACGAGAACCUCCCUAGGCUGAAGCAGGAAAACUUCUACUACGACCUCGAGGACUUGGUGUACGAGUCGGCCCUGAAGAAGAGCACGCUGACGUGGUCCAUCCACCGGCCGGCGCUCAUCUUCGGCUUCUCCCCCUGCAGCAUGAUGAACACGGUGAGCACGCUGUGCGUGUACGCGGCAAUCUGCAAGCACGAGGGGAGGCCGCUUGUGUACCCCGGGACCUAUGUCUCGUGGACCUGCCUCUGGGAUGCAGUCGACUCGGAGUUGCUGGCUGAGCACUUUGUGUGGGCCGCGACGUGUCCCGAGGCGAAGAACCAGGCGUUUAACGUGAACAACGGGGACGUGUUCAAGUGGAAGCAUCUGUGGGGCGUGCUGGCCAAGGAGUUCGAUUUGGAGGCGGUGGGGUACGAGGAGGGGAGAGAGCCGGUUUUGCUGGAGGAUGUUAUGAAAGACAAGGACAAGGUGUGGGACGAGAUUGUGAGGGAGAAUGGGUUGGUGCCCACGAGGCUAAGGGACAUAGCGGCCUUCUGGCUGGCCGACGUCGUGUUUAGGAAUAAGGAGACUCUGUGCAGCAUGAACAAGAAUAAGGAGUUUGGUUUUCUGGGCUUCAGGGACACAACAAAGUCGUUUCUCAAUUGUAUCAAGAAGAUGAGAGCGUAUAAGUUUAUUCCUUGA
Striga hermonthica is the source of this 1728-nucleotide messenger RNA. The record is from the annotation of a GenBank genome assembly. NCBI's taxonomy places the organism in Eukaryota, Viridiplantae, Streptophyta, Magnoliopsida, Lamiales, Orobanchaceae.